AUGACUACUGAGGAUGAUCCACAGCCCGUCUCAUUUCAGGAGUUGAAGAAACGAUGGGCUCAACAACAAGAAGCUACUCGUCCUCCCGAUCAGUCAUCGCCGCCUCCUCCUGCUGCUGUCAAGCCAGCUUCGAAAUCACCACCACCAGCACCACAACAGCAACAUCCAAUGGUCGUGUCAUCCUAUGUUGACCCUCCUUUGCAGAAUUCUCGACCCUCGGUAACGACAACGACUCGGCCUCGUAUUCCACCCAAACCGCCUGUGCGUGCUGCAACAACUAGUCAUGGAGAAGCUCCCGCUGCUGUUUCUAUGCUCACUCAUCAAUUUGGCCAUUUGACAACUCGACCUUCACGACAAGAUGUAUCCUCGUCUACUCAACAAGCGUCAUCGUCUCAGGACCCAUUCUGUGAUAAUAGUGAAGAAGAGGAAGAGGAAGCACAGGAUUCCAGUGAUAGUGGUAUCAGCUUGACAAGUAGUGGUAACGAACAGCAACAGCAACAGCAGCAACCAUCUCCACAGCAACCACCACAGCAACCACCUCCACCACCCAGACAAUCAUCCUUACAUCUAUUUCAUGCACGAACACCACCACCACCUCCACCACCUAGCAAGAAAUACCAUAGCGCUGCUCGUAUACCCUCAUCCAAUCAUAGCAACAACAACAACAACAAAUCUUGUACUGAUUCGAAUGUAUCCAUAUCUCCUCCAAGUUUACCACCACGUCCUACUCUUUAUAGUCGUAGUCAACCUGAACCAGCUCCUGUACUACCACCACGACCUUCUACUUCUACGCUUGCACGUUCACAUACCAUUGCUGCAGCUGGUAUUGGUGGAUACCAUCAUCACCAUCACCAUCAACAUCACAUGCAAGCCCCACCCAUACCAACAUCAUCAUCUCAACCUUCUGAGGACGAUAAUCGAUUACGACGAUCACAAAGCACACGAGCCACCAGUGCACGCAAAGCGAUUCAAAUGCAACAAGUGAAUGGAGUGUAUCCUGAUUUCAAUAACGCCUCUCGCAAAAAGCCAUUUAUUCGUCGUGAGCGUAAGAUCCAUACGGGACAUCGUGGGACCAUUCGCGCAGUAGCAGCAUGUGGAAGAUACUUGGCAACGGGUGCUCAUGAGACUCGGCUUUGGAAUACGGAUUUGAAUCAGCAUUUGUACUCGAUUGAUUCCGCUGCGCCCAAUGAUAAUGCCGACAAGAUUUAUGCAUUGGCCUUUGCACCUACACCAUUACCCAAGGAUGAAGGUGCCUUUUUGUGGGUGGGUCUCAAAGAAGGCGAGCUUAUGAUCAUCGAUACUUCGCUUGGACGUAUUGUCACUCGACCCCAAUCACGCCAUGAUCAAACCAUCACCGCCAUUAUGCGGUACCGCAACACUGAAAUAUGGACAUUGGAUGAAGGAGGCACCUUGUGUAUAUGGGACGCACACUCGAUUGGAUUGAGAGAUCAACGUACAGUCACCCCAAGGACUACAGCAACCUUGUUGACACGUGAAAGGCACUUGUGGAUGUCAUCAGGACGUACGAUCGAGGUGUAUCGUGAUGGCAUGGAGGAGCAUGAAAUUCCACGUGUACGCAUUCCCAAUGAUCUUGGCAACAUUACUCAGUUUGCUACGGUGCCCUAUCACGUAGGCAAGGUAGUAGCUGCUCAUGACAAUGGCAAAGCAAGUGUAUGGGAUGCCAACACCCUGGAACGUCUCGAAGUCAUCACCGUUUCCAUGUAUGGUAUCACUUCCAUGGUCGCUGUGGGCGAGCAUCAUGUAUGGAUGGGCUAUAAUACGGGCAUGAUUUACGUAUACGACACAAGGCCUGUACGUUGGACAGUCGUCAAGAUGUGGAAAGCACAUGAUAGUGCUAUUGUCAAGCUCGUCGUUGAGGAUAUUGGAAUGGCCAUUGGGGAUGAAACUACGCAGGUGGUUAGUGUGGACUCACAUGGUUACAUGUCAUUAUGGGAUGGUUUAUUGCCUGAAUAUUGGAAAGAUCAAAAGAUGCAAAUGUAUCAAGGCGACUUUUGUCGAGAGCGAGACACACGCGUGCUUAUUUGUUCAUGGAAUAUUGAUGCCAACAAGCCUGAAAAGUUGACAGCGAGUGACGACAAGUUGGUGCGUGAAUGGUUACGAGGCAUGCAGGAUCCUGAUAUUAUUGUCGUGGGCAUACAAGAAAUUGUUGAUUUGGAAUCCAAGAAACAAACAGCUCGUUCAUUGUUUGCCUCACGCAAAAAGAUCGAAUCCUUACAAGAAGCUGAUGAGCUUUUGACACAUCGAUAUACGUUAUGGCAUGACCAUUUGGUGCAAGUGAUUCGCGACAAUUACAAGCAUGCUGAUUAUACCGUGAUCAAGACCGAUCAACUUGUGGGCUUGUUCAGCUGUAUCUUUGUCAAAUCGAGUGAGUUGCGGCGUGUGUCGAAUGUGGAAUCGGCCGUUGUCAAGACCGGUAUGAAAGUGAUGAACAAGAGUCUCCAUGGCAACAAAGGUGGUAUCGCUAUUCGAUUUCAGCUGGAUGAUGCAUCACUCUGCUUUGUCAAUUGCCAUCUUGCAGCUGGCCAAUCUCAUACGCAACAACGUAAUGCCGAUGCUGAAGGGAUCUUGCAAUCAGCCGAUUUUCGUGCACGUGACGAUGACAAUGGCGUGUUUUCCAAUGGUGGUGAUGGCAGCAUGAUUCUGGAUCAUGAACACUGUUUCUUGUCGGGUGAUCUCAAUUACCGCAUCAACAUGAACCGUGACAAGGUGAUCGAUUGUAUUCAAAAUAUGGAGCGAGAUGAAGCUUUGGCCUAUCUACAAAAGGAGGAUCAAUUGCUCAAACAACGCAUUGUCAACCCACUCUUCAAGUUACUUUUAUUCCAGGAAAGCCGCAUCGACUUUCUUCCCACAUACAAAUAUGAUCCAGGAACAGAUUAUUAUGAUAGAUCGGAAAAGAAACGUGUGCCUGCAUGGUGUGAUCGUAUCUUGUACCGUUCCAAGAAUGCUGAAAAUUUGUUUUAUCGACGUCAUGAAGUACUUGCUUCCGAUCAUCGACCUAUUAGUGGUGGCUUCCGUGUCCGUGUCAAGCAAAUUGAUCGAUCGAAAGAGCGUGAGGUGGCUUUCAGAAUUGAGGAGGCAUGGUACGAACAUUAUCUUCAGCUGGUUCAGGAACGCAAGGUGACCUUCCUUACCGAUUAUGGUUUAUUUGAUGCACAUGAAGCAAAAUCUCGAUUGCAGGCCACAGAUUGGGACGUAGGACGUGCCAUAGAACAAGCACUCUAUAGCAAAUAA
Lichtheimia ornata is the source of this 3252-nucleotide messenger RNA. RefSeq lists its product as uncharacterized. Gene Ontology annotation, molecular function: phosphatidylinositol-4,5-bisphosphate 5-phosphatase activity; protein binding. The coding region runs from base 1 to 3252 and encodes 1083 amino acids. NCBI's taxonomy places the organism in Eukaryota, Fungi, Mucoromycota, Mucoromycetes, Mucorales, Lichtheimiaceae. The record is from RefSeq and is a predicted model, not a curated record. Gene Ontology annotation, biological process: phosphatidylinositol dephosphorylation. The transcript is spliced from 3 exons.